CAGCAGAGGUGUCAAGAAACGUUACCCAGCGAGUCCCACUUGAAUAUAAACUUAUAUUUAUUGAAGAAGGCUGUCUACAUCGUCGGUUGGGACACUUUGACGGUUGGUGAACGCGGUUAAACGUUAAAAAAUACAAAAAUAAAAGCCGCCAUGGCGUCGCCGCUGCAGAUGACAGAAAUGUACGACAACGCUCUGCUCGGCAUCCUGCAGCACGUUGGAAACAUUCAGGACUUUCUUCAGGUUUAUUUUGGGUUUUUGUACCGAAAGACGGACUUUUAUCGCCUGCUGUCGGGUCCAAACGAGAAGAUGGGGUUUCCUCCCGGUGUGGCGGAGAAGAUGGUGUCCAAGACGUUCAGGCUGUUCGAGAAGCUGGCGGAGAACGACCGAGAGAGGCAGCAGAGCGAGCUGCAGAAGAGGGAGCAGAGCCGAAAGGUUCCUCCGGCGGUUCCAGAGCUGGAGAUCGCCGCCGAGGAGACGAUCGUCACAGAGGAGGAGCGCUGUCACCAAGAUGCUCCUCCUCCUCCGACCUCCUCGGGAGCGACCGGCAGCGAUCAGCCCGACAGAGACUGUUCAGACCCGACGGCUGAUCAGAGAGACCAGGGAGACCAGGGAGCUGCAGCCGGAUCAGUGACUCAGGAGAAGUUUCAGGCGGACCCCGACAGCUACAACGGAGCCGUGAGAGAAAACUACAGCUGGUCUCAGGACUACACCGACCUGGAGGUCCGAGUGUUCGUGCCCAAGGCCGUCGUCAAAGGCCGACAGGUCAGAGUCGCUCUGCACACCGGCAGCAUGCAGGUGUGUGUGAGGGAAGGAGACGAGGAGAGGACGCUGAUGGAGGGAGAGUUCACCCACAAGAUCAACACGGAGAACUCUCUGUGGAGUCUGGAGCCAGGGAGCUGCGUGGUGCUGUCGCUCAGUAAGACCUCGGAGGUUUGGUGGAACGCGGUGCUGAAGGGAGAGAAGGAGAUCGAUAUAAACCAAAUAAACCGAGAGCGCUCGAUGGCGUCGGUGGACGAGGAGGAGCACGCCGUCCUGGACAGACUCUCCUUCGACUACCACCAGAAGCUGCAGGGAAAACCUCAGAGUCACGAGACGAAGGUGCACGACAUGCUGAAGAAGGGCUGGGACGCUGAAGGCUCUCCGUUCAGAGGGCAGCAGUUCGACCCGUCCAUGUUCGACAUCCCGCCCAGCGCCGUGCAGUUCUGAGGCUCGGGACGGGAAACAGUGAACUGAAUCCUCGUUCUGUUUGACGGAGCCGGUUGUUGUAAAAUCGACAUUUUACCUGCAGAACUGAAGCUGGGUUCACAGACGAGGACGCGUCAUCAUAUCAAAUGUUUAUUUGAUGUUUUGGCCGUUUGAAAUCCGAUAAAUCCGUGUACUUUAACUGUUCUGCUCUUUAUUUAAAACCUCUCCAGUGCCUAUAUGAGGGAUUCUGUUGUUAUUUUUCAGACCACUUCCCCCAAACCGUUACAGCAUUUACUCACGUUUCCAUCCAACUGUAGCGCGAAUGUUUAAAACAAGUUUGCAGAAGAACAUCCACGUGUCUUAUGGGAGAUUAGGAGUCGAUUCAUUGAGAUUAACAGCUGGUCGGUAAGAAGAUGCUGAAGCUGGAGAACAGUUUGUUGGCACCAUCUCCACCCAGACCUGAUGUUCUCAGCUCUACCGUCAUGCUGUGUGUAGAAGCUUCGUCUGCGAUGCAUCCGGUUUGUUUUCCUCUCCUUGCUCCUGGUUGGAUCAGACACUUCUAACCUGAAGACUUUGGCAAAUAUGAAUCUGUUUCUUGUCCCGCUCAUCUGUCUGGAGGUGUUUGCUGAUUCAUGCGAUGUUACAACAUGGAAAAGGAAAACUGGUUCAGUUCCUCACAACCAAACUACGAACUGUUGUUGAAUAAAAAGAUUGUUAAAUA
Anarrhichthys ocellatus (wolf-eel) is the source of this 1906-nucleotide messenger RNA. RefSeq names its product NudC domain containing 3 (gene nudcd3). The transcript has 6 exons. The record is from RefSeq and is a predicted model, not a curated record. Gene Ontology annotation, biological process: protein folding. Gene Ontology annotation, cellular component: cytoplasm. The coding region runs from base 151 to 1206 and encodes 351 amino acids. NCBI's taxonomy places the organism in Eukaryota, Metazoa, Chordata, Actinopteri, Perciformes, Anarhichadidae.